UCUUUAUAAUAAGAGCGAAAAAAUACUGCAAGCAAGAUCGUUAAUGGCAGCAGCAGCGGCAGCGGCAGCAGCAGCAGCUCCACUCGCAUGCAAGCGAGCUCAGCUCUAUUGAAAAUCCCCAAAAUUCACGGCGACCAACCGUUUCCGCGUUGAUCAACGAACAGAUUCUCCCCAAGAACUCACGCUUCUUGCGCUGCUUCACUCACGCAGAUAGAGCCACAGAGAGAGAGAGAGAGAGAGAGAGAGAGAGAGAGAGAGGGGCCGCAUUGUAAGUUUCGGUGAUGGGGUCGGUGGGUAUCGUGAAGAAUCCUCUGAAGAGGAGCUUCGAGGAGAUGAACUCGUCGAACCCAGAAGCCAGUUCCUUCGCCGCCGCCGCUGAUCACUCUGUUCAUUUCACCCCCAGACGGUAUCAACAGGAAGUCUAUGAGGUUGCUUUGAGGAGGAACACAAUAGCUGUGCUGGAAACUGGCACCGGGAAGACGAUGAUCGCUGUGAUGUUAAUCAGGCAAUUUGGAGACGCCAUGAAGACUUCUGGUGACGGAAAGUUGAUCAUUUUCUUGGCUCCCACCGUUAAUCUCGUGAAUCAGCAAUUUGCUGUUAUAAGGGACUAUACCAAUCUUCGAGUGGGUGAAUACUUUGGAGCAAAGGGAAUUGAUGAAUGGAAUGCAGCAAGUUGGAAGAAGGAAUUCAACGAGCAUGAUGUGCUGGUGAUGACACCGCAGAUCUUAUUAGAUACCUUGAGAAAAGCAUUCCUGAGUCUUGAAGAGCUCUGCUUGCUAAUACUCGAUGAGUGCCACCGAGCUACAGGGAACCAUCCUUAUGUGAGAAUAAUGAAGGAAUUUUACUGCAAAUCUUCUAACAAUCCAAAGAUUUUUGGGAUGACAGCCUCACCUGUUGUUUCUAAAGGUGCAUCCUCAGCGGCAAGGUGUGAAGGUCAGAUGGCAGAACUUGAAAACGUCUUGGAUUCUCAGGUAUACACUGUUGAGGACAGAGCUGAGAUGGAAACAUAUGUUCCCUCUGCGAAGGAAACUUGUAGGUUUUAUGACAUAUUUGAGUCUCUGAGCAGUGAUUUGAAGGAGAAAAUGGAAGCUGUAUUUUCCAAGUACGAUGUUUCAUUGUUGAGGAUGCUAGAUUCAGGGGAAAGCCAUUACAAGGACAUGGAAGAGAAACUUAAGACACUCAGGAAACGACUGUCCUGUGAGCACGCAAAGAUCAUGUUCUGUCUCAAUGAUCUCGGUCUGAUUUGUGCUUAUGAGGCGGUAAAAUACUAUCUGGAGAAUGCCCCCAAUGCCCAGGAAAAUGGAAUUUGCAGAGAGAGUUCUUUACAGCGUAAAUUGUACUUAGAAGAAGUCCUGAACAUAAUAGGAGACUCCUUGCACAUUGGCAACAAGAAUUCUCCGGAGCUUAUUUCAGACUAUCUGGAAGCAGUAAAGUUGGGUCACAUAUCCCCGAAGUUGCAUGAACUUCUUCUGAUAUUUCAGUCAUUCGGAGAAGCCGAACAAGUUCUUUGCCUUAUAUUUGUUGAGAAAAAAAUUACAGCGAAAGUAAUUGAUCGAUUUAUGAAUAAAGUGGAGGCGUUGUCUCAUUUCACUGCUCGGUAUUUGACUGGGACCAGUACGUCAUUUGAUUCCCUGGCACCCAAAGAGCAAAAGGAAGUCUUGAAAACUUUUCGCUCUGGGAAGGUCAACCUAUUAUUUGCAACUGAUGUAGUUGAGGAGGGGCUUGAUGUGCCCAUGUGCUCCUAUGUGAUACGCUUGGAUCUUCCAAAGUCAGUCCGUAGUUAUAUCCAGUCACGUGGACGGGCGCGGCAAGAUAAUUCACAAUAUAUCAUGAUGGUUGAGAGGGGAAAUGUGAAGCAGAGGGACCAAUUGUUUGAUAUCAUCAGGAGCGAGUAUUCCAUGAAUGAUACAGCACUAAAUAGAGACCCCUGCAUGUACACAUCGAAAGCAUGCACUUUCGAGGAGGAAAAGGAUACGUAUGUUGUUGAUGCUACUGGAGCUUCAGUUAGCACAGAUUCGAGUAUUAGUCUCAUUUAUCGAUACUGCGAGAAGCUCCCUCGUGAUAAGUACUUCUUGCCAAAGCCAGAGUUCCAGUUCACGUCUUCUGAGGGGUGUUGUCAGUGCACUCUGACUCUACCUCCUAAUGCAGCCUUUCAAACAAUAGUCGGUCCCUUGAGCAGGAGUUCUCACUCAGCAAAGCAGCGAGUCUGCUUGGAAGCUUGUAAGAAGCUGCACCAAAUGGAUGCUCUGGACGACCACCUUAUACCAUUGGUAGAAGUGUCCCCGGUAAAGAAUCUCCUUCCGAAAAGCAAAGAAUUCGCUCCGGGUGCAGGGACGACGAAAAGGAAAGAACUUCACGGAACGACAACUAUAUGUGCUCUAUCAGGAACAUGGAGAGAAAAAACUGAUGGUGCUUCUUUUCAAGCCUAUAAGUUUGACUUCUCAUGCAGCCCAGUAGAUGUAGUUUAUUCUGGAUUUAUUCUCCUGCUCGAGUCAAAACUUGACGAUGAUGUCGGUAAUAUCGAAGUGGAUCUUUACUUACUUUCGAAGAUGGUGAAGUCUUCUGUUUGUUCAUGUGGGCCAGUGCACUUGGAUCCACAACAGAUGAUGAAAGCCAAACGCUUUCAGGAAUUUUUCUUCAACGGUAUGUUCGGUAGGUUGUUUGUUGGCCCCAAGUCAACCAAAAAGCCACGACAGUUUGUUCUGCAAAAUGGAACCGAAUCACUAUGGAGCCCUUCAUACAUGUACCUGCUACUUCCCAUCAACACUGCAGAGGUUCAGGGUGAUGAUCCAUGGAAAAUAAACUGGCAAGCCAUAAACUCCUGUACCUCUGUUGUUGAGUUCUUGAAGCACCAUUCGUUGGGCACACGUACUAAAGAUGAGAUACUAAAGGCAUACUCUGAUAAGAGCGAUGUAGAUGGAGAGACAGAGCCUGAUGAGACAAAACUCCACUUUGCAAAUGGCUUGUUUGAUUCCAACAGCCUUAAGGAUAUGGUAGUUGUGGCGAUACACACGGGAAGGAUCUACUCAGUCCUUCAAGUGAUUCAGGAGAUGAAUGCUGAGAGCCCUUUUGAGGAGAGUAAAGGCUCCAAAAAGCCGUCUUUUACGAGUCAUGCUGAUUACUUCUAUAAAAAGUAUGGUAUCGUGUUAAGAUAUCCUAAGCAGCAGUUAUUACGGUUGAAGCACAGCCAUAACCCGCACAACCUUCUGGUGGAUUUCCAUGACGUGGUUGCUAAGAUAUCCGAAGGUGGUCCAGUUAUUAAAAAGCCAGUGGACCAUGCUUUUAUGCCGCCUGAACUUUUACACACUCUGGAUGUACCGAUCACUGUUCUGCGGACUUGUUACUUGCUGCCGUCUCUUAUGCACCGACUCGAAUCCCUCAUGUUGGCGAGUCAGCUCAGAGGAGAGAUUAAUUGUCAGGCUAACGACUUCUAUAUCUCGAGCUCUUUGAUUCUUGAAGCAAUCACGGCGCUUCGGUGCAACGAGAAAUUUUCCAUGGAGCGCUUGGAGUUGCUUGGGGACUCAGUUCUUAAGUACACGAUAAGUUGCCACCUCUUUCUCAAGUAUCCCAAGAAGCACGAGGGGCAGUUAUCAAGGCGGAGAUCUGAGGCUGUCUCGAAUGCAACCCUGCACAAACGUGGGACUUCUCGUAAAAUACAGGGCUACAUACGAGAUUGCCCAUUUGAUCCCCGACGAUGGGUAGCCCCAGCGCAGCUGACCCGGUGCCCAGAGCCUUGUCAGUGCGGCGUGGACUCAUCUGAAGUCCCCCUUGACCCAAAGUUCCAGACUGUCAACCCGAAAAUCAAGCUUGGGAAGCUGUGCGAUCAGGGCCACAGGUGGUUGAUUUCGAAGACUAUCUCCGACUGCCUUGAGGCACUCAUCGGAGCAUACUAUGUUGCUGGGGGAUUGGUCGGGGCCCUCCACCUGAUGAAGUGGUUUGGGAUGGAGGUUGAGCUCGAUCCCUCAUCUGUGGUUGAAGCUAUCAACAGUGCCUCUCUGCACUCCAGUGUCCCGAAGACUGCCAAUGAGAUUGCAGCUCUGGAGUCGAAGAUCGGGUAUGAGUUUUUCGUCAAAGGGCUCCUGCUGGAAGCCAUUACACAUCCCUCCUGCCAAGAGGAAGGGCUUGGGUAUUGCUAUCAGAGACUGGAGUUUCUCGGCGACUCAGUGUUGGACAUUCUCAUCACUUGGCAUCUGUAUCAAUCGCACACGAAUGUUGACCCUGGGGAGUUGACUGACUUGAGGUCGGCUUCAGUCAACAAUGAAAGUUUUGCACAAACAGCUGUUAAGCACAACCUCGAAGUGCAUCUUCAGCAAAGCUCAAGUCUACUUCUGACACAGAUAAAAGAGUAUGUGGACUUGUGCCGUGGAACUGAUGAUGACACGAGAUUGCUUCAAGGCUCAAAGGGCCCAAAGGCUCUGGGGGACAUGGUGGAAAGUAUUGCUGGUGCAAUUCUAAUAGACACAAAGCUGAAUCUUGAUGAAGUAUGGAGGAUAUUCAAGCCUCUCUUAUCUCCAAUCGUGACCCCCGAUAAGCUUGAGCUACCCCCUCUCCGUGAGCUGAAUGAACUCUGCGACCAUCUUGGGUAUUUCAUCAAGGAGAAAUGCGUGACUAAAGAAGAGAUUGUGCAUGCGGAGAUCAGUUUGCAGCUGAAAGACGAUCUUCUCAUAGGGCAAGGGAACGACCGAAGUAGGAAGGAGGCCAGAGGAAAAGCCGCUCUCCGUGUACUGAAGAAACUCGAGUUGUGCUAUGUGGAGCAGGAUAAAGGAAUAAUGUGCUCUCGGGUCUUGAGAAAGAGGAAAGAAGGUUCUGAUCAUGCUGAUGAAGCAAUUGACUUAAAAUCAGCAGCGGGCGUCAACGGUGAAAGAAUGGAAGAAUGGUCUCGGGAUCCAGCAGAUUCCACAAAACGGAGAAAGAUUGAGAGUCGACCAUCGGGAGGUGAGAAUAAUGGAGUUAAUGCUUCGGCUGAUCCCGGUCCAAAGAAGGUGGACCCAGAUCUUCCAACACCUGUUGUGGGGCCGAUCGAUAUGAAGAAAGGUGGGCCCAGAACCACUCUUUACCAGCUCUGCAAGAAGCAGCAGUGGCCAAUGCCGGAAUUUGAAACAGAUGAAGAAAAGUUCAGAACUGCAGUAGAGUUUGAUGAUGGAGCGGAGAAGAGAAAGGGGUUCAGCAGCUUCAAGUCAAGAAUCAGCCUAUACAUCCCCAACCAUGGAAGCAUCGAAUGCUCUGGGGAUGCCAGGGCCGACAAGAAGAGCUCAUAUGACUCCGCUGCUCUCGCAAUCCUUCACGAGCUUGAGAAGCAAGGAAGAAUUAUCAUCAGUGAAUAGGAGAUUAGGAAAAUCCAACAGGUUAAAUUUUCUCCUAACCUGGAGAAAAAUGUUCUCUCCUCUUCUGACGUCUGUAAUGUUAGGAUUGGAUCGACAUAAUUAUAUAUGUCGAGGGUUGAAGAAAUGAAUAAAUGAACUUGAGAAUUGAAGUGUUGCGGUGUA
Messenger RNA from Punica granatum (pomegranate), 5486 nucleotides. NCBI's taxonomy places the organism in Eukaryota, Viridiplantae, Streptophyta, Magnoliopsida, Myrtales, Lythraceae. The record is from RefSeq and is a predicted model, not a curated record.